This is a messenger RNA of Strongylus vulgaris, 2682 nucleotides long. The record is from the annotation of a GenBank genome assembly. Lineage: Eukaryota; Metazoa; Nematoda; Chromadorea; Rhabditida; Strongylidae.
AUGGCGGAUGUUGUGCCGUCCGCGGCACGCGGUUCCACCCUAUUUCAGGAGUCGGCGGCUGGAUCAUGCGAGUCUCUGCCCAAGGAGGUGACAGAACUUGCAGAAAAAUAUCAGUUUUCAAUUAAUCACGAUCGGAGUAUUCAGAAAGAGGUGAUUGAGUUGAAAAAGUUCAUUCGAACUGCAGUCAAGAAGCAAAUGAAAAUCAAAGCUGGAUAUGUGCAAAUGCAGAAAGCCACUAAUGCGAAAAAGCAGGCCGAUAAUUUGAAAAGAGAGGUACGUGAUCUCAGUGACCAAAUAAGCGACAUGCAGGAAGAUCUCCAAAUUUUGGAUGUGUACGAUACGGGUGCCUUUGAUGAUGAGGAAUCGCGUGAUGAUCCCAUUGUUAAUAGAACUCCAGAUGACUUGUCAAAUGAAGUUGAUGUUAGAAGCGGUCACCAGAUAGUGGAAAAUGCAAGACUCUCUGCACUUCAGAAAGACCUCGAAAAGGAAAUGAAGGUCAAGGAUGGUCUGGAAAAGUUCAUGUCAUCAAAUACGUCUGCCAGUAAGAGAUACCUUGAGGAUUCCAAAAAUAUGCUCGAUGUUAGUGGUUUCAUCUCGGAUAGUAAAGCGAAGAUUGCUUUGCUACGUAUGCAGAUAGAGAAGAUAGCUCAUCAGGAACAUGAUGUCAAUUCAAAUAAUGAUGAAGGAGCAAAGAAUAUGAUAAAGAUUCUGCGUGCGCAAAGGAAAACGGAUCACAAAGGUCUUAAUGAUGCUCAACAAACUCUUAUACUUGCUGAAGAAAAAGUUGAACUUCUUCUUAUGGCCCUGAAAAAGUACAUCGACCAACUUCCUCCUGAUUCGACUCGGCGCAAAGAGCUUUUGAACGAAAUGGAGGAGACCCGCAUGCCCUCCUCCUCUCCUCAAGCACGUCAUGCAGAUCGCCGUUUCAGUCCCCCUGGGUCAGCACCAAGCAGCCCACCUAAUAUACGGCUAAUAGGAUGCCAGAACCUAGUCAGCGAAAUACCCGGACGGAUUCCACGAGCUGAAGCUUUGGGUGCAACAGCAUCAAGCUGCCUGACGGCUGAGAUGUUUCCAACUUUUCUUUUUUUAAUUGUAGUAGCCCACAUUACUUUACGCAAAGUGAUUUUUAGUGUGGUAAUGCGACAAUCCGAUGAAGUACUUGCAUUAUUACGCGUUGAUAGCCGGAUAGUUGGACUUACAGAGACUCGCCCCUUGAGCCAACAAGCUUGGGAUCAGCGAUUUAGCGUAGAUCUUGACCGGUCAAAGGAGUUGGAAAUCGAAGUUUUCUAUCGAGACUCUCGAUCUAUGUGUGCAUUCACAGUUGUGAAAUUGGGCAAUUUCGUCGAGCCUACUGGACAGGCUGGGAUGGUUUUACACAUGGAGCCUCAAGGAGAUCUUUUUGCUGAGUUCAAAUAUUUGAAUCCAGUUGUCAGUCGGAAACCUAAGCUAGAACGGCAGAAAAGGUUGUUCAAAGUCAAAGAACGCAAAGAUAUGGCUGGAGCUAAGAAGCAGCUCGGUGUUCAUGCCCUUUCGCGUAUGCUCAGAGGCCGUGAAAAUGAACCAGUUGUUGAUUACGGCGCUGGUACACAGUCAGGUACAUUAUCAUCCAGUUCUUACUGCUUCAGUUCUUUUAAUACUGUAGCAGAUCAUCGUCGCAGAAAAUCUAUACCGAUUAUUCCAAGUCAAGCAGAUGGUGCAGCUGCUCAGCCAUCUACGAUCUGUAGCAAUGCUUUUUAUGAUUCUAACAGUGAUAAUUUGCAGAUUAUAAAGCAAAAGGCUCCGAUAGCCACACCACCUUCAGUAUCAAAGGGUACGAAUCUGUGUAUUGAUAUGUUUCGUAUGGUUAGUGUACUAGGAAGGGGUCACUUUGGAAAAGUUAUCCUCGCGCAGUAUAAACCGAACUCAACUUACUAUGCUUUAAAAAUACUCAAAAAAGGAGACAUUCUAGGGAGAGAUGAAGUUGAGUCACUUAUGGUUGAAAAACGCAUAUUCGAGGUGAGAAAUUUUCAAACUCAAAUAGUUAUUCUUCUGAUUUUUCACGUGAUGCGGAUUAAGGUAGCCACUCAUUCACGCCAUCCAUUCCUCGUCAACUCAUUCGGCAUGGGUGGUGAUCUAAUGCGGCACAUCCACGACGACAUUUUCAGCGAAGAACGGAGCUGUUUUUAUGCUGCUUGUGUUCUGCUUGGCCUCGAAUUCCUUCAUAAGAAUAACAUCAUAUACAGGGAUUUGAAGUUGGAUAACUUGCUAUUGGACAAUGACGGGUUUGUUAAACUAGCAGACUUCGGCCUUUGCAAGGAAGGCAUGGGACCGACGGAUAAAACGAGCACAUUUUGUGGAACGCCAGAAUUUCUCGCACCGGAAGUGUUGACAGAGUCAUCUUACACGCGUGCCAUCGAUUGGUGGGGACUUGGUGUUUUGAUUUUUGAAAUGCUGGUAGGAGAGCCUCCAUUCAGCGGUGAUGAUGAGGAAGAAAUAUUUGACAGCAUUGUAAACGACGAAGUUCGUUAUCCCCGCUUUCUGUCCAUUGAAAGCAUUUCGAUAAUGCGUCGGGUACAUGUUUCAAACUUUGACGAAGAGUUCACAAAGGAAAAGCCACGUUUCUCAUCAGCAAAGGAUAAACAUAUCAUAACAGAGGCAGAUCAGCAAUUAUUUGCCAGCUUUGAUUUCUCUUUAAUCGAUUAA